This is a messenger RNA of Diabrotica balteata, 6954 nucleotides long. NCBI's taxonomy places the organism in Eukaryota, Metazoa, Arthropoda, Insecta, Coleoptera, Chrysomelidae. The record is from the annotation of a GenBank genome assembly.
GACAGAUCCAAAUCACAAAUUUACUGUCAUGCUGUGCAAUGCUAAAAUUUGCUUUAGAAAACGCACUGCAACAUUAAUUUAAAUUUAAGUUUUUUAUGUCUAACUCAUGUGUUUGUUAAUAGUCUUGAGUUAAAAUAACAAUUUUGAACAAACUUUUAUAAUUAACAUUACUAGUUCAGUGUAGAAAUGAAGUUGUACAAGCAAAAACUUUUAUCGGAUGUACAGUUGAAAAAGUUAGGAGAACACAAGUAUUCUUGCCAAAGUGUUAGUUUUUUAGAUAAAUUAUUACAGCCCUAUUGGUGUUGGUUGGUGUUAAAAGUGCCCAUAUGGUUAGCACCUAAUUUAAUAACUGUCCUAGGGCUGUGUGUCAACAUAUUUACAUCUUUAUUAUUGAUAUGGUAUUCACCUGAUGCCAAAGCUGAAGCUCCUAGAUGGGUUUGUGCCUUGUGUGCUCUAGGACUAUUUAUUUAUCAGAGUUUAGAUGCCAUAGAUGGAAAACAAGCCAGAAGAACAAACUCUUCAAAUCCACUUGGUGAACUUUUUGACCACGGAUGUGACUCAAUUUCUACAGUAUUUGUUGCUCUUUCUGCAUGUACAGCAGUUCAGUUAGGAUACUAUCCAGGUUGGAUGUUCUUUCAGUGCUUUUGUGCGAUGACACUAUUUUAUUGUGCUCAUUGGCAAACGUACGUCUCUGGAACGUUACGGUUUGGAAAAGUGGAUGUCACUGAAGCACAAUUCACCAUAAUAGGUAUCCUCUUAAUAUCCUCGAUAUUUGGCCCAACGGUGUGGUCUACAAAGGUAACACUUUUUGGAAUAGACAUUUUUAUGGCCCAUGCGAUGAGUACUGCAUUCUAUUUAGGCUAUUUGCAAGUAUUUUUAUCGUUUAUCGAAAGAUUAAAAAUCGGAGGAAUUGGAAAGAAUGGAUCCACGAUCGCUCUACCUACCAUGAACGUUGAAAUGAAGUUGAUACCGAUAGCGUUGGCGUGUAUGAUAGCGGUGUUUCUUGCCCAAUCUAAUCUUUCUAUAAUUUUUACGGGAGGAGUGGGCAAAAAUGGAUCCACAGUAGCUGGAACCAGUGUUCUAUCUCCCGUGAUACCAUUUUCCAUGGUGUUGGUACCUGCAUUCAUAAUUUAUAAGAAGUCCACACAAGAGAUUUACCAAAAUCAUCCAGCAUUAUAUAUUUUGGCGUUCGGUCUCGUUGCUGCCAAAGUUACAAACCGAUUAGUAGUAGCUCAUAUGACUAAAAGCGAAAUGGACUACAUGGAUUGGUCUCUUAUGGGACCGGCAAUGCUGUUUUUAAAUCAGUACUUCAAUACGUUUAUCAAUGAAUAUUAUGUGCUGUGGUUAUGUCUGAUAUGGGUAGCAAUCGAUCUCAUGAGAUACUGCGCACAAAUCUGCCACGAAAUUUGCGACUCUCUUCAUCUAGAACUGUUUAAGAUACCAUACCCUGGAGGUCCUGUGAGGUCAUAUGUUUCUAGUAGCGCAUCAGUAGAAAAAAAUGGUACGAAUAACAAAGUAACUAAUAGAUUACAAAAAUCACGCGCUAAAAGUAAACAUUGAUUAGUAGAAACACUUAUUUAGUUUGAGCACUUUUUUGUGAUUAUCGUUUGUUAAGUGUUUCAGUUCUUUCAGAUACGGACCAGAGACAAAUAUAUAGUGGUCAAUUUCUUGAAUUUAUUGAAUAUAUUUCGGAAUGAGCUUAAUUAUUUCAAUGACUGUGAAAUGAGUCUAUAUUUUUGGGGUUGAUACGUUUUAUGUAUAUAAUAUACGGCUGGUAAUUUUACUUAAAAAAAUCUUGCUUUCGGAUAUUUGUUACAAAAUGUGAUAAUUUGAGAAAUAUUGGAAUACUUCGAACAUAUACUGGUUUAUUGUUUUUAUGCUAUAUAAUGUAGUUUAACAUUGCUUUAAUGGUAGUUUUGUGACGUGCUUAUUGUCUAAGUUGCUUUUAACCAAAAUGUCUUACAAAAUAUUUAUGGUAAUCACAUAACCAGAUUCGAGGCCUGUCCCAAAAGUAUUUGACCUUCGUUCAUUCUAAACUCUUCGUCAUUCAGCUCGUGGCAUCCAUUGAAAUAAUCCCUGUACGAUCCAACUACACCGGUUCCGUCGGUGCUUUAAAUCACUGAAGCAGUUCUGAAAUUAAGUUUUUGUAAUGGGCUCCAGUGACACCUUCGCAUUCGUUUGAAUCGUCUCUAUGAUGGCGACUGUACGGAGACUUGCGGAGUUGUGUUAUUUUGUGUUCCUUGCCAAAAAGGUGGUUCACCUUGUGUGACAAUGUUCGUUGAAUGUGCUGGCCCAUUACCGUAAUGAAGGAACCAGCCGAAGAUCGCCUAACAUGUAGCCUUUUAUUUUCACUAAUGGAUUUAAUGUGCAGUUGGAAGAAAAAAGAAACAAUCAAUAUGGGAACUUCCAUUGUGAAGACUGUUGCUUUGUUUUGGGAUCAUAACCGUGUAUCUACAUAUAUUUUCAUCAUUAGCUAUCAUUUUCAAGUUGUUUAGAGAGACCGCUAAGCGAAUAUUUUCUGCCCUGCCCUGAUUAACUUUGGAAUUAAUUUAGUACACGCUCGAGUCAGUUCCAUUUAGAAUAGAAUUCUUGAUAUAUACGUUUUCGACAUGAAAAAGUUUUUUUGGAUCAUUUGGAAAAACAUGGAUCAAUUCAACCAUUCUUUUACGUAUUUUUGGCUGACGAAUAUAAUACCAAAGGACUUUUGCAUAGUUAGCACAGAACUAUUUUCAUUUUUAAAGCAAAACUGAAUGUAAAUUUAUUACUCGCAUCUCUCGUAUCAUUUUUAGCGACUACAAAAUGCGACGAAUUAAAAAAAGACAAUGCAUGACAACAGCAAGGUAUCCCGAAGUAGACGCUUCCCCUUUGUAUCUGCGGUAUACGAUAAAUUCGUGGAGAGUUAAUGAUUAGACUAGUACCCCAGAGAGGGCGCUGAAACAUUUUGUCGCGUAUAUAAUACUAUUACUUAUAGGACAGAACUCGUACUUUGUCGUCUUGUAUUUCUCUUUUAUCGGUAUACUUAGCAAAAUAUGCUUUUGUUAUGAUUUCUGUUAAUGAUUAUUAAUCCUACUCGUUGCUAGUCUGCUUCUAUUUAAGGUUAUUACGUAUUUUUUUUAAUACAUAUUGAAAUAAAAUCUUUUUCAAUUGCCUUCAACUUAACUCCGUUUUAGUAUUGAAAUUUUGCCUUUACUAAUAAUUAACUUGACUCUUAUUUAUAUUUAACUUAUACUAAUCUUAACUUUGAAACAGCGUAAGCUUGAGCUUCAACUCGUUAUGCAGGGUAAAGUAUUUGGCGGGAGAGGACCGGGACGCCGUCGUAUCUCGUGAUUAAAAAACCUCCGAUAAGGCACUGAAGAAGAAGAAUCUUAACUUCUUAAUUUUUAAUUCAAUUAAUGACAUCAUCAAGUUUGGUCAUUUCGUAGCAAACAACGCAAACAAAGUAACUCUUUGUGUUAGUUUAUAUAAAAUACUAUUUACUUGUGCUCUCUUGAACUGCAUAGUAAUAGUAUUACAAACCAGUUGACCAUAAUAUGUAGGUCUUUUUAGUCAGUUGUAGGUAGCCAUUUCAAUUUAUUCUUCAUCCACCUGUCAUUACUCAUCUUUUUCUCAUGAUCAGUCAAGUUCCUCUGUAGCAUGGCGAUUCGUUUGGUGAUAUCCCGUAUUUGGGUUUCUGUGAUUUAAAGCAUCAAUGUUUAAAUUUUCCAGUACAACGUUGCGGCAUCAAAAAGUAAAUGAUUAAGUUACUUUCAUAAUUAAUGUUUUUUCAUACGUUAUCCCCGUCGAGUAUUUCAAAAAGUCAAUAAUGGCCGUGAAUGGUCUUGGUAAUAUGAAGCCGCCUUUACUGACACUUCUUUCAAUAUUAAGUUUAGGGUUGUGGUUGAUGUCGGUCCACAUGUUUUAACAGUUUAAAUAGCUCCGCUUGGAGCCUGGCUUCACUUGUUUAUGAGGGGUAAAUGGCAUUUAAAGCCGUGUUUGUCAAGCGGGUUGUCCAUUCUGAUGAAGAAAAUGAAUUACUGUUCGAACAGCAUAAUACUGGAGUUAGAAACUGAUUUCUUUGGAAUAUGGAUUACUAUACCAUAUUAAAAGAUGUAAAUUUGAAAAAAAAAAAAGGUUUGUUUACCCUUUUAAGAAUUCGGUAGACCUGCAAAAUAAGAAUCGCUAUCGGCAAGCUAUUUUUUAACUUUGGCAAUAAAGAAGAUAAUUGUUUUUACUAAAUAGGGCCGUUUUCUUAAGUUGUUCGCACCAACUUUGUAAUGGCGACACUUAAUGAACUCCAGUUAUUAUUAACCGUUUUCCAAGUAACCAAUACAAGUGAUUUCGCGUGCAUCGUAAAAUACCGUAGCCCAUCACUAUGCCGGACGAUUUCACUCACAUCGCCUGCAAGAAUUCACUGUAUUGAUUGUCAAGGGAGUGUAGUAUUGUAUCUGUGUAGCGUCCACAUGCAUAAAAUCAUUAGCAUUACAAUGGAAUAACGCCAAAACAGCCUCAGGGUCGACCAUACGACUGCACUUAUUAUUUACUGAGAGCAGACGGUAUCAAUCUUGUUUUUUUUAGUCCCAAUUUUUCGUGCAAAAUUAAAAUGACUAUACUUUGCACUCAAAGUCAUAUCGUGUAUUUUAUAAAUCUUUUUGGGGGUGGUCACUUCUACUGGACAUCCAGAAUUAUGUUUAUCCAUUGUGGACUUACGAUCACGUCUAAAUUUAUCUAAUUUUAAUCAGUUAAAAACGCAGCAACAGAUUUACUACGUACUUUAUCCAAUUCAGAAAUUGAUUGAUCUUAAUUGGUGUUGAACGAAAAAUAAAUCAUUUUCCAUCCUACGAGCGCCAUCUGUUUGAUUUUAUAAGUUCUUACUAAACAACCCUAGUAUAUUUUAUUUUAAUUUAAAAAUUAUUUUCUUCAUUAUCUGUAUAAUUACAAUACUUAUUAAUAAUUACAAUAGUUAUUAAUAAUUACUAUAAUUAUUUUAAGUGAAGACAUAUAUAGUGAAAAAAUAUACAUAGGAAAAAUAUAGUUAAUCCUUCUGGACAGUUAAAACUAAAAAAACCAACCACUUGUGUCUUUCUCCUCUUGUAUUUCUCCCCUUUUGUGAAAUUGACCAAGUAUAAUAAGUGUUCUUUAAACCCACUAUAUCUUAACACCUUUCUCAGUAUUCCUUUUUUUAUUCUACUAAUUAGCUUUUGUCACAUUUUUUAAGUUUGAUUUAAUGCCAGUACCGCUGUUCGUCACUGUGAGUUUCUUGGCUUCCUUUCUAACAAUAUAAGAACUACAUCCUCGAUAAGUUUACCAUUGUCUUUCAUUAUAUCUUUUCAAUGCUUAACAUUAAUAUUAUUCCAACACUAAUGAGUGUAGCAUAUUUAGUACUUAUCUCAGUAUUAGACUAGACCACCGAAGAUUUUAAGUCGUGGCUUCCUCACAAAAAUAAAUCAGCCUGUAAUAUAUGCCCCUGAUUUUUUUGUUUUUCAGACCACCUACCACUUUGUUUUUCGUACUUUCAGGUUAAGCCCGAAAUCAGAAUUUUUGGAUUCAACUCGAUCAAGCAAGUCUUGUAAGAGUGUCUUCAAUUUCAACUCUACCUUAAGUUGUUUAUUUUUAUACCAUUUAUGGUCAGACCUUCUUCGCAGUUAUCGAGUGACUUAUCUAUUAUUUUGUUGCUGUAAGUGUUGAUCAGCGGAGAUACUAUGCAAAUCUGACGAACCAUCUCUUUUAAUUCUGACCUCUUCAGAUAAGAAUGCAUUUUGCAUUUUUUCAGUGUAUUUUCCUUUAUUUUUAUAUACUUUAACUGAUGAUCCAACAUUUAUAUCGUCACUGUUCUUUGGUGUCAAUAUCUGAAAUAAUGCCCAACAACCACCAGCUUGGCAAAAAUUCAGUACUUGCUAUUACCAGCUAUCGUAUACUUCUUCUUGGAGUGCUUAUCCUCAUUGAACAUGGGUAAUCACUCUAGUUCACAAAACCUUAUUCACAGUAUCCCUAAAGAAUUGUAAUAAAGUUUUUCCGGUCCACUGUUUCAAGUUCUUAACCGACGAAAUUCGUCGUCUAUAUGGUCCUUCUUUUCCUUUCACUUUGAGCUGCAAAAUAAAUUAAAGGAAUGGUGUUUUUCGUUUCGCAUUGUGUGACCGACGUAUGAUGGUUUUGCCGUUAAAAGUAGUAGUUGUUGUUGACGUAUCCUUUGCAAGACAGCUUCAUCGGUGUUGUUAUUUUCUUAAUAGUUACCUACUUGAAAACCCAUAGAACCUGAGCACUCACAAUCUUAGAUUUUAUUUGUUUAAUUGCUCUAAAACAUGGUGAGUCACUGAUGGACCAACUUAGUAGCAUCGCAAGUGGCCUUGCCUAAUAAAAGUCCAAAGCUUCAUGCAGUCUUUCACUUAAAAUAUGUCAACUCCUUCUACAACCGUCCUAAUAUUUACUUACACAUUUUGAAUUAUUAACAAUAAUCUUGUUUCCGUACAACAAAAGUUCCGCCUCAAAUAAAAUUUUCUUUUUAAUGGGCAUUUAGCUUGAGCAAAAAUCAUUUAUCAUGUUUUUAUUUAAAAAGUAUUUUUUGUUGAUUAACAGCGUAAUCAACAACUCUAUAAAGGGCAUUGUUUUUAUCCCAUUCACUCUCAAGUGGUCGUAGCUAUUGGGCACUCCUAGUUCUGAUAAGAGGAUGUACUUGCCAUAUCUAGAUAUAUGGAGGGUAUUACAGCUUUUUUCAGUUCCCUACAUGCGACGCAUUGGUACCAGCCUUAUAUCAUAAAAUUAAUUCGUACCACUCCAAAAAAUUAAAUACGGCUCCUUUUAUUUUUUAAAGGUUAGAUAUUUUCCUUCUUAAAUGUUUUUGUACAUAUCGGUUGAAAUAUGAUUUAAAUUUAAUUAUUUUUUGUUAAUUGACGAGCCGUUAAAAUUAUAUCGAGGCAAAAAAAUAAUGGAAUGUAUGACUGUGAAUCUAUUUAUUUAAUAAAUUUGUUAAUCUAACCG